AUGAAAGAAGACUUACCUAAUGAGUUGGCGAAUACCCUUGGGGCCUCAUCGCCCGAGAUAUUCGCUAACUUGUUACCACAGAAAUGUAGUUCAAUUGCCACUGAACUGCCCUUGAAAAUCUCAGAGGGUGUGCGCGUGCGCAAAAGAUCUUCAGAUAUACAGUCGAAUUUUGACUCGAGUGGCGAUAGUGUGGAAAAUGGAACGAGCCUUGAUAAGUCCUGUAGUGUUCGGGGAAAGCAUGUAAAUACACAUCCGAAUGCAAGAUCGUGUGGUAAAAUGGGAAAUAGCAUGCGGCCGAGGUCUCUGUUGGUACCAUCGCAUGCAGAGUUUGUGGAAUUGGUGAUAAACAUCGGGAACUGGACAAAUGGAAAGUCAUUCACCGGCGCAGAUCUGGUGGCAUGGUUGAUGAGAACAAAU
This is a messenger RNA of Sphaeroforma arctica JP610, 417 nucleotides long. RefSeq lists its product as hypothetical. NCBI's taxonomy places the organism in Eukaryota, Ichthyosporea, Ichthyophonida. The record is from RefSeq and is a predicted model, not a curated record. The annotation marks the transcript as partial. The transcript has a single exon.